AUGUCUGACAUACAGCUCUAUCUGGUCGAGGCCGACAAAAACAAGGAUGAGGCCAGAAAGCUAGCCGCUCGUUCUGCUGCUGCUCUCGCCAAUGGAGACCUCAAGCUUGUUGAACUUAUCGAAACUGCUGGCGAAUACAUCAACCAUGAGGAUGCAGCAAUGCGAAUCAAAUCGCUUUCUUACCUGGCUGAUGUUCUGGAACAAGUCGCCCCAAAGGUCUUGAAAGGUCAACAGCGUAAUCUGCUAUGCGGUUUCAUUCUGACUAGGGUCUCUGAUGACAGCGAGGGCACUGGUCAUUGUGCAAGGGCACUAAUGGCCUUGGAGAAGUUGGGCAAAUGGGAUUCGGACACCGCUGCCAACAUCGCAAAUACCUUCGUGAGUGACUCUCAGACACUACGGGAUCACAAACUCCAAAGCGAGCGUUUCACAAUCCUUCAGCUUCUGGACUUGUUGCUCAGGAACUAUCGCAAGGCCCUCAAGGAUCUGCACAACGACGACCAUGACUUCCUGGCCAGAUUCAUCACCUACUUUGACGGAGAGAAGGAUCCUAGAAAUCUGAUGAUUGUCUUUUCCAUCCUACAAGUCCCCAUGACAGAGUGGGACCUUGGUCCGCAUGCACAAGAUCUGUUCGACUCGGUCUUCAACUACUUCCCAAUCACAUUCAAGCCUCCUCCAGGCGACCCAUAUGGUAUCACAGCCCAGGACCUCAAGGGACGCCUCCAAGAUUGCAUCUCGGCCUCCUCAGACUUUGCUCCAUACUCUUUCCCCGCACUCCUUGACAAACUGGAUUCCAGCUCUAUUAACACAAAGCGCGACGUUUUAGCGGCUCUCAAGGCCUGUGUCAACAACUACGAGCCCGCUACCAUAUCUUUGUACUCUGUCACACUUUGGGACUCGCUGAAGUUUGAGAUUCUGAAUGUUGAGGAGGAAGAUCUGGCGCAAGAAGCACUUGCUACUCUUGCCGCAAUUGCCAACCAAUUGAGUAAGAUCCAGGAAGGCGCACUUACCGCUUACCUCAAGCCUGUCAUCAAGGAGUGCAAUGAGCAUCUCGAGGAUGCACCAACAAAACAAUCUCAAGCUGCUGGUCGUAUUCUCAACAGUAUUGCAAAGACUUCUCCCGAACUCGCCAACACAUUGACCAAGGCUGUUCUUCCUCAUUUGUUCGAGCUUUUCCAAUCAUCCGAAUCUAUCGCCAAGAGACGUGGUCUCAUCGAAGUCCUCAACUCAUUGAUCAGCGCAACAAAAGAUGUCUCGGAACAAUGGAAGAUCUACAACGCCGAAGGCAUCCUCGUGGCAGAUCGUGCUGACGAGAGCGCGUUGCGCGAUUGGAGUGCGGAAGCUCUCGAAGCCAUGUUGAGAGCUGUUAUCAACGCUCCCAAGUCUGAAGUUUCGUUCCGUCUCUUUGCUAUUGCAGGUCUUAUCGGUAUGAUCAAGAUACCGAAGUUGUUGGCCGAUAGCGACGUUUCACGCAUCAUCGAGUCAUUCACAGACAUCAUCAUCCAAGAACGUUCUGCUGCAAACUCAGAGGUCGAAGGCGCGGCUAUCAGUGGACUCGCUGUGGCUGCUCACCACAGUCCGAUUGUCACGUCAGAAAAGGCUUUGCCGACAUUCCUUGCUGAGUUGCCAGACAACCCUACUUUGGGCUCAGGGUACGAAAAAGUGCUUGAAGCAUUCACUAAACUUAGCACAGAGACCCAAGUUUUCGAUACGAUCGUUUUGCGCCUGAAGAACAAGUUACAAGCUGCCUUGCACCAAGAAGCGAAUAUUACCUACAUCCACGCACUUUUGAUGGCCAUUCUCUUUGCCUUUUCCAAUGGAUCUCCUGGCACUGAAGAUGGAGUCAUCAAGUUCUCGUAUUUCUCAGACAUUGCAAAGCCACUUCUGGACCAAGCUCUGGGUCUCUCAGAAGGUAGUUCUCGCUCAUUGAGCGAUCACACAAGUACGGACAUCAUUGGCCGUAUCAGUAACAUCAUUCUCAAAUCACAAACAAUGCAUUUGCAGAAUCAAGUGCUAGCGGAGUAUGAAUCAUCUUUCAAUUCUUUUGGAAAGGACUCAUCCGAUGCCUACUCGAAAGCUGCCGUCAUUGCUUCGCUACACCUCAAUGCUGCUUUUCAGCGUGAGGCUCUUUCUCCCGAGUCAGCUACAGAUCUUCUGAAAGCGCUAUCCCGUACGGCAGUCGAUCAGUCAACAUUGCCAAACGUGCAACUUUCGGCACUUCGACAAGCUGCUUUGGUCGUUAACAAAUUCAUACCUCCAGCAGAUCUAGAGCAGUCUUUGAUCAGCACUUCUACGGACGUAAAAUCCUUGCUUGGUCAAAAUCGCUCUUCCGAAUCUAUCAUUCUAGCAUUCUCUAUCGUCAAAGGCCUGUUGAUCCAGGGCAAGAGUAACAAAUACACCACAGCUUAUCUUCAAAGCUUGUUGGAACUAUUGUCGGAUACCACAUUUGGAAGCGUGGCAGCCCGUGGCUUCGUUACGAUCCUCGCGCCUGACGACAUCUUGUCUAAGGAGAACCAUUGCUACCUUUCUGGUCUUUACAAACAAAAAACGUUCAACCAGACAGUACCAGUCAUUUCGACUUCCAGCAAAACCGCUGACUCGGCCGUAAAACCAAACUACCUUGUCGCAUUAUCUGGUAUUCUCAGGUGGUUACCCUACUCGAUUAUUGAGAACUCUUUGUCAACACUCGUGUUGCUCCUGCUACAGUCUCUUGAUUUGCAAGAUCAGGCUCAUCAAGAUGUCAAAUCCGCGACACUAGUCUCCUUGGAGACUAUUAUCACGCAAAACGCAUCAGCACUUUUCGAGCACGCUUCGUCGUUGAUUUCGCGUCUGCUUACAUGCACCGCAGCCCCAGAUAACACACCACAGGUUCGCAAAGCUGCUCUGCGCUGUCUCACACACCUCCCAACUCAGUUUAAGCGGGAGGCGGUGGUUCCGUAUAGGAGACAGGUUGUUAAGCGGUUGAUGGCCUGCCUCGACGAUGGAAAGAGAGCUGUGCGUACCGAAGCCGUUCGUUGCAGAACCGCUUGGCUCAGCCUUGACCAAGAGGAUUCAGAUGAGGAGUAG
Aureobasidium melanogenum CBS 110374 is the source of this 3063-nucleotide messenger RNA. Its product is annotated as ARM repeat-containing protein. The transcript is spliced from 2 exons. Bases 1 to 3063 code for a protein of 1020 amino acids. Gene Ontology annotation, cellular component: cytosolic [4Fe-4S] assembly targeting complex. Lineage: Eukaryota; Fungi; Ascomycota; Dothideomycetes; Dothideales; Saccotheciaceae. Gene Ontology annotation, biological process: iron-sulfur cluster assembly. The record is from RefSeq and is a predicted model, not a curated record.